AUGGAUCUGGAUUCUGCUUUCAGUGAAGCUUCAGAGACAGUGAAGGAAUUUGUGAACAUUGAUACAACCACCAUGCUGCGGCUCUAUGGACUAUACAAACAAGCAACGCUAGGAACAUGUAAUAUUUCCAAACCAGGAAUAUUUAACUACACAGCACGUCAGAAAUGGGAAGCGUGGAAUGCUCUUGGAACCACCAGCCUCAAUGAUGCAAAAUCCCAGUAUAUCGAACUAGUGGAUAGUUUGGCAUCGAACCAUAAGAAAGGAACGUCAAGUGUUAAAAAAACAUCAGCUUUCGGAGUAACGGUCAGCUGUAUGGCCAAAAUGGAUCAAGAGCUGGACGACAGUGACAAGACAAUUUUUGAUUGGUUGAAAGAGGGAAAAAUCGAACACGUUUCAUCCAUGUUAAGUGUAAAUCCAUCACUUAUAGAUCAACGGGACGAAAACGAAAUGGCAUUGAUUCAUUGGGCGGCGGAUAGAGGCGAUACGUCAAUGAUCAAUCUGCUCGCGAAGAAAGGUGCGGACGUGAACGUUACAGACGGUGAUGGACAAACCCCGUUGCAUUAUGCUUUCGCUUGUGGCCACGAUGAGUGCAUUCGAUUUUUGGAAGAACUUCACGCAAACCAAAACAUCCGAGAUCAUAAUGGUAUGCUCCCUUCUGAGCUGUCAGACUUGUGA
Molecule: messenger RNA, 675 nt
Organism: Daphnia pulicaria
Lineage: Eukaryota; Metazoa; Arthropoda; Branchiopoda; Diplostraca; Daphniidae
Product: acyl-CoA-binding domain-containing protein 6-like
Exons: 1
Coding region: 1-675 (224 amino acids)
Molecular function (GO): fatty-acyl-CoA binding; protein binding
Source: RefSeq, a predicted model, not a curated record